AUGUCUAACGAUAUGGAACAGAGUACAAAGCCUGAAGAGCAAUUAAUGUUGGAGACCGAUGCAAAAGAAAAUGAAAUUAAAAAUGGCGACCAAGAUCCUCUGACUAAAAUUAUUGGAGCCAUCGGAAAGUGGCAAAUAUGGAUAUGUUUUAUCGUCUUUCUGGUAAAAUUUCCAGUUGCCUGGCAUCAAAUGAGCAUCAUAUUCCUAGCACCGCCUAUGAAUUUCACAUGCGCUGAUGAUAAUAAUUUCACGAGUCAAUGUAACGCUAACUGCAGUGUAUAUACAUACGACCACAGCGUUUUUGGAGAAACUAUAGUAUCACAAUGGGAUUUGGUUUGCGACAGAAAUUGGCUCAAAAACCUCACUCAAACUAUAUUCAUGCUCGGAAUUCUAGUGGGCAAUAUGAUUUUUGGACACCUCUCUGAUAGGUUCGGGCGACGAUUACCAUUCUUGAUAGCGGUUUUCCUUCAACUAGUAGCAGGAGUAACAACUGCAUAUUCAGUUAAUUGGUAUAUGUUCACGGCUUUACGAUUCCUAUUGGCUGUGGCUACUGGGGGAACUAUGGUCACAAGCUUUGUCCUCACUAUGGAACUGAUUGGUGCUAAAUAUAGAGAAACAGUUGGAAUUGUAUAUCAAAUACCAUUUAAUCUUGGACACUUAUCACUUCCUUUAUUCGGCUACUUCUUACGAGACUGGAGCUCGUUCCAACUGGCAAUCUCCCUACCAUCUGUUCUGUUUCUCAGUUAUUACUUUUUACUCCCGGAAUCACCGAGAUGGUUAAUGACUGUAGGAAGGAGCAAAGAUGCUCUUAAAAUUAUGAAAGCAGCUGCUAAAAGGAAUGGCCGUCCAACAGAUAAAAUCGAAGUUUCUAUGCAGAAAAUGGUAGUUGAUGUUAGUUCUACCCAAGAACGAGCUUCGUUUCUGGCUCUUUUCCGAACACCACGUCUCCGAGCUCGAACUAUUGCUAUUUGCUUUAAUUGGUUUGUCUGCGGAUUCUGCUUCUUUGGAGUGUCACAAUACAUCGGACAUGUGUCCGGUAAUAUAUUCUUCAACGUCGCUAUCUCAGCUGCCAUACUAGUACCAGGAACCCUUAUCUCAAUUUAUAUGAACAGAGUCCUUGGUAGAAAGAUAACUCUUAUCAGUUCAAACUGUGUGACGGGUCUUAGCUGUCUUCUCAUUAUCUUCGUGCCACAGUCUAUGGCCAGCCACUUGACCCUUGGAUGCUUCGGGUUAUUUGGAAUGAGUAUAUCAUUCGCUACGGUUUAUUUGUACGCAGGGGAAUUAUUUCCAACUGUUGUUCGAAAUUCCGGCGUUGGACUAUCAUCUACCGUGGCAAGGAUAGGCUCUAUGGUAGCACCAUUUGUGGCAACCCUUGCUCAUACUAGUGCCAUUUUACCACCUCUACUUUUUGGUAUAGUACCUCUAAUAGGUUCAUGCCUAUGUAUUAUAUUACCAGACACUAGAGGAAAGAAAUUACCUGAUACUUUGGAGGAGGGUGAAGCGUAA
This is a messenger RNA of Danaus chrysippus (African queen), 1506 nucleotides long. The record is from the annotation of a GenBank genome assembly. NCBI's taxonomy places the organism in Eukaryota, Metazoa, Arthropoda, Insecta, Lepidoptera, Nymphalidae.